This is a messenger RNA of Fraxinus pennsylvanica, 1140 nucleotides long. The record is from the annotation of a GenBank genome assembly. NCBI's taxonomy places the organism in Eukaryota, Viridiplantae, Streptophyta, Magnoliopsida, Lamiales, Oleaceae.
AUGGAUCNACUAAAACUUUCUUACUGUCCGAAAGGGGGAAAACCUUGUAUCAGAUGGAUCGAAAAGUACUUCAAGGAUUGUCUGUGCAACGUCGACGAUGAAAUAUCGUUUGGUUUCGGAAUUGCAAGUUUAAUUUGUUGGGGAAUUGCAGAAAUCCCACAGAUUAUUACCAACUUCAAUAACAAAUCUGCCGAUGGUGUCUCUUUCGCAUUUCUUUGCACUUGGAUUGUUGGUGAUGUGUUCAAUCUUGUAGGCUGCAUUCUCGAACCUGCUACUUUGCCCACCCAGUUGUACACUGCAUGGCUCUAUACGACGGUCACAAUCAUAUUGGCACUCCAAUGCAUUUACUACAACCAUUUUCUUCCGUGCUUGAGAAGGCGACGUAAAACUGAACCAAAAGCUGAUAAAGAAGAGAUCGAUGCUCCAAAAUCCAAGUUCCAAGAAGGAAGAAUAACAGCAUCAAAUGUACCUGUUGAGGUACCACAUAGAAGGAACUUCUACUAUAUGUCAGCAAGAUCUUUGGCUGGAAGUGAUAGUUCACCAAUGAAUCAGUGUUAUAUAAAGGCGAGGAGCGGACCUCCUGCUUUGGAACACGAUUCAGAUUCCUCAUCUGAAGAUGAAUCAUUUCUUCCUGUCUCCAACAAGCCUGUCAUUGUUAGUCAGCAUCGUAAUAUUCCUCGUCCCUUGACCGUUCCGCUGGGGCUUCCACUCAAAGAGGAAGCCCUGCGCUGCACUCCAGUGUUGAAUUUCUUGAUCCACGAAAUGAGUUAUUUAGGGGUUCUUGCCCGAGAUGAGUUCUUGCNAGAAAAUGCAUAUGGACAAUGGUUGGGUUGGUUGAUGGCUGCAAUAUAUAUGGGUGGACGAAUCCCACAAAUUUGGUUGAGUAUCAAAAGAGGGAGUGUAGAGGGCUUGAACCCUCUGAUGUUCGUUUUCGCACUCAUUGCCAAUGCAACAUAUGUUGGAAGUAUUUUAGUGAGAAGCACUGAAUGGAAGAUGAUAAAAGCCAACAUGCCUUGGCUGCUGGAUGCUAUUGGCUGUGUGCUGCUUGAUCUUUUUAUAAUCCUUCAGUACAUCUUUUACAAAUACAAGAAGCAAAAGAAAAGCCAGCGCCAAGAAGAAGCAAGUAAACCUUCGUGUUGA